AUGAAACCGGAAGGGGUCUUGGCGGGAGGUGCGCGCAGAGAUGCUUACCACAUCGUGAAGGAUCAGUGUAUCGGCUAUGUGCUAGAACGAGCGAAUUUGACGACCAAUUUGUCCAGAGCGUUGCCCAGCAGUUGUCUUGACGUCCAGAGACUUGGUUGCGAGCGACUGGGUCGUGAAGGGAUCCUGGGACUGCUGGGAGCAGGGAACGAAGGAGCAAGGGGCACGUUCGCUCCUUCGAACGUGACCUGCGUGACACCCGACCCCGACGUCACAUUCGCAUUUCCAACGAAAUUCAGAGAAGUGAUCCUGAGUGACCGCCGUCACGCUUGGGCGUUAACCAACCUUGUGAAGCGCGGCUUCUUGGAUUCGGAAAGAUAUCAUCUUGGUGUUGGCAUCCGCGAAAGACACACCGUGCCGACGUACAGGCGACAAUUCGCCUCGCGCGGAUGGGCUGCUGCUGUAGCCUCUGUCAUGAGCUCAUUGCCGCGCUCGACAUGGACUGGGGGGAGGCGCCUGCCGGCGCCACAACCGCUUCACAUGUCGGAGAGAUUGAGACGACGACUGCAAGAUCCGCUCGCUCACGCUGUGCAUCCGCAUCCCGCAAUUCUAGGCGCAAUGUACGCGAAGGCAUUCAUGUCCAUGCCAAACAGUGUGCCCGUGCAAACACCGUGGUGGCCCACUCUUUGCUUGGCGCUGCUUGUUCAAGUUGAUGCAAUUGAACGGGGCACCCUUAUUGAACAUGAUCCGUCCACAGGACCCGCUGACCGGUCCCUCUCAUAUCCACCCUCGUGGUUUCGGAUCGGUGUUCUAGCGUUCCAUGGCGUCGCCGCUCGCGCGUUCGUUUUGGCGUUCAUCUCCGGUAUCAGUUCCUACCCCGCGGCUGCGAUUGGUGUUCCACUGACAGACGUCCCGACCUUCCUGCGUCCAUACGAGAUGUGCACGACUCCGAGAGUACACGAGGUCCCAUGGGAAGCGUUUCCAUUCCCGUCCCGUCACCUGAUGAAGGGCUUCACAGUCUGUCAAGUGCCCACGCAGCUACUUCUGACGGGCGCUCAUACGGGGACCCAGGGGACGCCACUCACGCCCAUGAUCGGAAACGCCAGUAGUGCUCCGCCAUUGGGCUCAGAGCUUACGCCACAGCGCACGUCGUCGGCUACGGACUCAAUGGGAGCCCGCCGCCUAGAGAGGUUGAUUGGCCCCAGAAAGCAUGCACAUCUACCUCUUGCGCGAGCGCUCAAGCGCGGAGACUGGCAUUGCAGCCCUGUCCAGGCUGCGAUCGCCGAAGUUAUGACACGCCCUUGCACCCAGGCCGGAACCUGCUAUCCUUUCGAGGCUGCCCCGGGGGCGUCCGUAUCUCCGGGAAGAUGCGCAACGGGGAGAAGCUCGCUUCCUGGCCUUCUUCCGUCCCCUGACUUCUUUCCGCCCCUACUGUGGAGUUUUGACUCGAUGAGCUGGGAUGUUGGCGACAUGAAUCCCGGGGAACUUCAUUUCAUGUUGCAAAUGGCGCUGCAUUCUCCUUCGGGCUCUGUCUUCUGCCCCUCCGUGCACAUGAAAACCGCCGCACCAGAACGUCGGCAACACAUGUACCGUCGAGCUGUGAGAGUCCAAAUGGUCUCCCUUUCAUUCCGACCCUGUGGUCACCACUUCCUAGCCACCUUGAGACCGAAGAUGGUGCGGGCCGCCGCCGUCCGAGCGGGAUAG
Messenger RNA from Postia placenta MAD-698-R-SB12, 1701 nucleotides. RefSeq lists its product as hypothetical. Bases 1 to 1701 code for a protein of 566 amino acids. The record is from RefSeq and is a predicted model, not a curated record. The transcript has 10 exons. NCBI's taxonomy places the organism in Eukaryota, Fungi, Basidiomycota, Agaricomycetes, Polyporales, Adustoporiaceae.